This is a messenger RNA of Darwinula stevensoni, 681 nucleotides long. Lineage: Eukaryota; Metazoa; Arthropoda; Ostracoda; Podocopida; Darwinulidae. The record is from the annotation of a GenBank genome assembly.
AUGGCGCCGACGUCUCCAGGACGUCGCGGUAUGGUUAAAGUUACACGCGAAAACCUGCACAAGGGCGCGCCCUAUGCGCCGUUGCUAGAGCCUAAAUUUCAAAAGGCGGGUCGCAAUAAUAAUGGACAUAUCACUGUGCGUCAUAAAGGUGGUGGUCAUAAACACCAUUAUCGUGUAGUAGAUUUUUUGCGCAAUAAAGAUGCCAUUGCUGCCAAAGUAGAGCGCAUUGAAUAUGAUCCCAAUCGUAGUGCGCAUAUCGCUUUGGUAUGCUAUGCCGAUGGCGAGCGCCGCUAUAUCAUAGCGCCGCGUGGUGUAGCGGUAGGCUCUGUAUUGAUGAAUGGCCCUGAAGCGCCUAUAAAGCCAGGCAAUACAUUGCCCAUACGCAAUAUUCCUGUGGGCUCCACUAUUCAUUGCGUGGAGCUAUUGGUCGGAAAAGGAGCGCAGAUAUGUCGCUCUGCUGGCACCUCUGCUACUUUGCUGGCGCGCGAGGGCGUGUAUGCACAAGUGCGUUUGCGCUCUGGCGAAGUUCGUAAGGUCAACAUUGAUUGCCGCGCAACGCUUGGCGAAGUUUCAAACGAAGAGCAUUCGCUACGCCGCUUAGGUAAAGCGGGAGUUAAGCGCAAUAUGGGCAUACGCCCAACUGUACGUGGCGUUGCCAUGAACCCGAUUGACCAUCCACAC